AUGGACGAAGAUCAAAUAGAAGGUUGUGUAAGUGGGUACCUCAAGCAGAAAGGGUUUCCGCAAAACGAUGACCAACUUCAAAUCUCCAACUCCGAUUCGUCUCUUCAACCUGAUACUCUCACUCGUGCUCAAUUAGAUAGAGGUUCUGCAAGAUACCAUGAUGGCUAUGGCAGACUAAGAUCAUGGGCAUACAGGUCACUUGAAUCAUACAAGCAUGAGUUAAUGCGUGUGCUUUAUCCAGUAUUUAUUCAUUGCUUCAUGGAUCUUGUGGCAAAAGGGCAUCUUCACGAAGUUAAUCUUUUGGACUUCUGGCAGUAUUCUUACGAGCUUCUAUGGCAACAUCUACACAGUAUGCAAUCCACCACUAUAAUUGGUAUUAUCAAUGAGCAUAUUAACUUCCAAGUUACAGCUGGACAACCAAGCUCAAUUUCUGAUGAUCCAGAAGCUGUUACCGUCAGUGGAAGCAUCCAAAAUGCAGCAAACCAGAUAAAUCAGAAAGAAAUACUUUGGGGGUGGGGAAUUGCUGAACCCAUCCAUACUCCUUUCUCGUCCUGUGACUUGUCUUGGACUGUAACAUCAUCAUUAACGAAUCUGAUAAAAUAUGUUGACUCUAAUGUGGAUUCAAUGUUUGAAGAUUCUAUAGAAGACCACAUAGACAAGGCUGGGGCCUUGCUUUCACGCACAGAAAAGGGUGAAGGGGAAGGCAAAGAGAUAGACAAUGAUGAGAGUAAGAAAAGGUCAAUUGAUGUUGGAAAGCAAGGUAAUUCAGUAAAAAAGGUAAAAAAGGACAAGGUCAGCAGUGCAACAGGGAAAAAUGCUAAACCAGAAGCUAACACUAUAUCUGCAGCACCUCGCAUUAAACCAGAGCUACCCCUGCCCACAGUUUCAACUGAUGUAGAACUGUCUAUUCUUGAAGAUUUAAGGAAUCGUGUACAAUUGAGUAGUGUUGCUCUCCCUUCAGUUAACUUCUACACAUUUGUAAAUACGCAUAAUGGUUUAAGCUGUUCGUCAAUAUCUCAUGAUGGAUCAUUGCUUGCUGGAGGAUUUUCUGACUCAUCACUAAAGGUCUGGGAUAUGGCGAAAAUUGAGCAACAAUCCACCACUUUUUUUUUGCAGGGAGGGAAUGACACAUCACAAAAUGAACAAAUUAUUGGGCAAAAUAGUGGGAGAAGACAGUACACAUUGUUUCAAGGUCAUUCAGGUCCAGUCUAUGCAGCCACUUUUAGUCCUGCUGGGGAUUUUCUUCUUUCGUCUUCAGCAGACAAAACAAUUCGAUUAUGGAGUACAAAGCUUAAUGCCAAUCUUGUUUGUUACAAGGGUCACAAUUACCCUAUCUGGGAUGUUCAGUUUAGUCCUGCAGGGCAUUAUUUUGCCAGCUGUUCACAUGACCGAACUGCUAGGAUUUGGUCCAUGGACAAAACAAAACCUUUAAGAAUAAUGGCAGGACAUUUGUCAGAUGUUGAUUGGCCUGCCGAUGCUGAAUGGAGCCUCUGCAUCCCUUCCUCCUUGGAUUCUAGUAGGGCCCAUAUUAGUGGAAUUAGAAGAGCCAACGCUUGGCACUUGGGUGAGGUUGACAUUUUUGGGCUGAGAAGAGGCUGUAGGGCCGUUGCUAUGUUGUUGAAGAAGACCAAGAAGACUGUGAUAUUGGGCCUUAGUGAAACCUGUGUGCAGUGGCAUUCGAACUGCAACUACAUUGCUACUGGCUCCAGUGACAAAACAGUUCGACUGUGGGACGUGCAAAGCGGGGAAUGUGUUCGUGUUUUCAUUGGUCAUAGGAGUAUGAUUUUGUCUUUGGCAAUGUCCCCUGAUGGUCGCCAUAUGGCAUCUGGUGAUGAAGAUGGCACAAUCAUGAUGUGGGACCUCUCUAGUGGCUGUUGUGUCACACCUCUAGUCGGUCACACCUCGUGUGUCUGGUCACUCGCUUUCAGUUGUGAAGGUUCUCUUCUUGCAUCUGGCUCUGCUGAUUGCACUGUCAAAUUUUGGGAUGUAGCUACAGGUAUAAAGGUUCCAAGGAAUGAAGAAAAAAGUGGGAAUACUAACAGACAGAGAUCGUUGAAAAGCCUGCCAACGAAAUCUGCUUCAGUUUACUCUCUCCAGUUUUCUCGCAGGAAUCUUCUUUUUGCGGCUGGAGCUCUUGCAAAAAGUGCCUGUUAG
This is a messenger RNA of Sphenostylis stenocarpa, 2154 nucleotides long. The record is from the annotation of a GenBank genome assembly. NCBI's taxonomy places the organism in Eukaryota, Viridiplantae, Streptophyta, Magnoliopsida, Fabales, Fabaceae.